AUGGAUACACAACAGCAGCAGCAACAUGAGCACCAUGCUCCCGAGGUAGUCCACCCGGAUUACCCAGAGGCCGUUGCGCCGCAGCAGUACCAGCAGCAAUACCAACAGCAACAGCCACAAUUUCAGUACAACCAGCCCCAACAAUACCAACAAUACCAGCAGUUCCCACCAAACGCGGCAUACAAACCCGAGGACGCCCAAGGCGCAUAUCCAUCAACCGCCUACAGCGGGAGCCAGCUCGACCCAACAUCACCAAGACCACAAAACGCCGUCCCAGGCGCCGGUGCGCAGGCACCAGGCGGCGAGAAGAAGAAGAGUACGAUAUGUGGCUGCACGAGCAUCGUGUUUGUGCUGUGCGCCAUCAUCGCCCUGCUUUCUGCUGCGGUCAUUGGGCUUGCUGCGGGCACGGGCGUGGAGGCGAGCAGGGCAAACUCAGCUGAGAACAGGGCAGCCGAGCUGAGCUCGUCGCUCGCCUCUGCCACCGAGGCCGCCACGGCCACGGGCACAGCGGGCUCGUCGUCAGCGACGAGCACAUCGUUCGCCGCGCUGGACAGGAACUGCUCGGCGGACCCGACCGCGGUGACUGGGACGACGUACGACGCCUUCUCAUUAUACGGGAACUACUCCUUCACGAUCCAGUGCAACAAGGACACCAAGGGCGGGCCGUUGAUGGCGCUCUUUGCCGCCGACUUCGACACAUGUAUGGACCACUGCGCCUCCUACAGCAACUACCUGCCCAAGAUGUUCGGCAGCAACAACACCAACACAACCUGCGGCGGCGUCAGCUUCAUCCCGCUGUGGACGACAAAGCCCGCGGCCCUCAAGGGCGGCGCCCCGGGCAACUGUUACCUCAAGCCCAAACAGACUGGUGACUUGGACGAUCCCAAUAUCGGCACCGAGUGUCACGCUGCUGUCCUGAACUGA
Messenger RNA from Diaporthe amygdali, 924 nucleotides. RefSeq lists its product as uncharacterized. The transcript has 3 exons. The coding region runs from base 1 to 924 and encodes 307 amino acids. The record is from RefSeq and is a predicted model, not a curated record. NCBI's taxonomy places the organism in Eukaryota, Fungi, Ascomycota, Sordariomycetes, Diaporthales, Diaporthaceae.